Molecule: messenger RNA, 1188 nt
Organism: Rosa chinensis
Lineage: Eukaryota; Viridiplantae; Streptophyta; Magnoliopsida; Rosales; Rosaceae
Product: pentatricopeptide repeat-containing protein At1g08070, chloroplastic
Exons: 1
Coding region: 1-1188 (395 amino acids)
Biological process (GO): RNA modification
Molecular function (GO): protein binding; RNA binding
Source: RefSeq, a predicted model, not a curated record
AUGCUUUCAACACUUUCCCUCCAUCUUCCUCCUCCACCUCUCAACCACACCCAGUCCCCAACUUCACAAAACCUCACACCCCAUCAUCAUCUUCUCCACACCUUCACCUCCCCAUUAAAACAACUCCAUGCCCACCUCAUCAAAACCAACACUCCCCUCUCCACCCUCCCUCCCACCCGAAUCGCCUUUGCUUGCGCUCUCACUCCCAGCUUCUCCUACGCCCAGAAACUCUUCCAACACCUCGACUACCCCGAUAUCCCUACCUGGAAUUCCUGCCUGAAGGCCUUCGCCGAAGGCGACGAGCCCAUUGAUGCAAUGCUGCUCUUCCAUCAGCUGCAUAACCUGCGUUGCUUCAAUGUGAUUCCUGACAGUUUCAGUCUGUCUUUUGUUCUAAAGGCCUGUACCCGCUUGUUGGAUUUUCACACUGGUAGAGUGCUACAUGGCUAUGUGGAGAAGCUUGGGUUUUGGUCCAAUCUGUUUAUGAUGAAUAUGAUUCUGAAUUUGUAUGCAUUGUGUGGGGAAAUUAGGGAUGCACGGCUGAUGUUUGAUAAAAUGCCGCAGAGAGAUGUUGUCACGUGGAAUAUAAUGAUGACUCUGUUGGUGAAGAGAGGUGAUAUAGAGCAAGCUUAUGAUUUGUUUUCGGGGAUGCCGGAUAGAAUUGUGAGGUCAUGGACGCUGAUGAUUUCGGGGUUUGGUCAGUGCGGUAAGCCUAAGGAGGCGAUUCGUGUGUUUUUGGAGAUGGAGGAGGCUGGUGUGAGGGCAAAUGAGGUGACUGUAGUGGCGGUUCUUGCGGCUUGUACUGAUUUGGGUGACUUGGAUUUGGGUAGGAGAGUUCAUGAGUACUCGAGCCAAAGUGGGUUUGGAAGAAAUGUUUGGAUUUGUAACACGCUGAUUGAGAAGUAUGUCAAAUGUGGGUGUUUGGAGGAUGCUUGUAGAGUUUUUGAUGCGAUGGAAGAACGAUCGGUUGUGUCAUGGUCAGCUAUGAUUUCAGGGCUGGCCAUGCAUGGACAAGCUGAGGAAGCUUUGAGACUUUUCUCUAGCAUGAUUCAGAUAGGGAUGGAGCCAAAUUAUGUAACUUUUGUUGGACUCCUGCAUGCUUGUAGCCACAUGGGGUUUGUGGACAAGGGUCGUGAGUUCUUAGCCAGAAUGACUGCAGAUUAUGGUAUAGUUCCGAAAAUUGAGCAUUAG